AUGGCAGACGACGAAGCGAGAGUUAAUAUCACAACACUCACCGACGCUGGUCGGGAGAUUACUGCUAUGAAACAAGAUAUUGGGAAUUUUCGUCAAGACACCAGCAGGAAUUUGGCAAAUCUAACAAAUCUUGUGGAUCAAUUGGCGAAUAACGUUCAGCAGCUUACAGUGGCAAUGCGAGCCGAAGGAGUUGCCCGAGGCCAACAUCGUCAGCAAGAACGAAACUACGAUUCUGAGGAAGAAGACGAAAGGGGCCCACCAAACAAUCAACAACAAAACCACCACAAAGAAAAUUAUAGAAUGAAAGCUGACAUAUCUUUCUUCUAUGGAAACUUACAGAUAGAAGAAUUUCUUGAUUGGUUUUCUGAAGUGGAUAGGUUCUUCAGUUUAAUGGAUGUUCCAGAAAACAAGCAAGAGUCACGAAUUCGACAAGGAAAAGAGCUUGUCAGAACAUGGCGGAAGAUGAAAACCCUUCUCAGAGGACGUUUCUUACCUCGAGAUUAUGAGCAGACUUUAUUUGAGAAGUACUACGAUUGCGCUCAGCAAAAUCGAUCUGUAUUUGACUAUAACCAUGAGUUUAUGCGACUUAGCGAGCAUAACAGAUUGGAAGAAAGGGAAACUCAGAAAGUUGCAAGGUAUCUACAUGGUUUGAAGCCGGAAAUCCGAGACAAGAUAGGGUUGCAAGUGAUAUGGACUCUAGCAGAAGCCAUGAACCUAGCAUUAAAAGCGGAAACCUUACUAGCAAAAACUAAAUUCAAUCAACAGACUACCAUGGGCUAUCAUAAAAAUUGGGCUGAGUCAUCUACUUCAAAAGGGUUGCAAAUUAAAGAACCUUCAAAAGAGCAGCACAUUAGAAUAGAAACAAGUGGUGGAGACUGGGGAAAGGCUACUGUUUCGUUUCGAAAACAAGGGCAACCAGGUGGUUUAGGAGAUUAUGCCAAACCAAGGGGUGAAAAGUGUAAUCGAUGCGGUAUUCCUGGUCAUACUUCUGAUAAAUGUACUCAACGAAAAGGAUUGCAUUAUGUGGAGGAAUAUGAAGAUGAUGAAGAGCAGAAUGAAGUUGCAACUACUGAAAUCGAAGACCGAGAUUUUGAUGAUAUCCCACCGUUUCUAGUUUGCCAAUGA
Messenger RNA from Rosa chinensis, 1125 nucleotides. RefSeq lists its product as uncharacterized. The transcript has 2 exons. Gene Ontology annotation, molecular function: nucleic acid binding; zinc ion binding. The coding region runs from base 1 to 1125 and encodes 374 amino acids. The record is from RefSeq and is a predicted model, not a curated record. NCBI's taxonomy places the organism in Eukaryota, Viridiplantae, Streptophyta, Magnoliopsida, Rosales, Rosaceae.